This is a messenger RNA of Brassica rapa (field mustard), 2855 nucleotides long. RefSeq lists its product as uncharacterized. The record is from RefSeq and is a predicted model, not a curated record. NCBI's taxonomy places the organism in Eukaryota, Viridiplantae, Streptophyta, Magnoliopsida, Brassicales, Brassicaceae.
AAGUUCAAAGAAAAAACGUGAGUGAUGUGUUGUGUGCCCUUUUCAAAAUGGUUUAGAUGUGUUGUAUAAUUCUCGUCUAUCAUGGGCCAUUUGAUCUACACACAUAAAAAUUAGACAUAAGCGUUUAUGGGCCUAAUAUUCCAUGGGCCAACGGAGCCGAGAUUGGUUGAUGACCGUUAGACCCAAAGGACAAAUAUGUAAAUUCACAUAAAAAUAGCCGUUACCAAAGAAGAGCCAUGAGUUUCGCCGCUUUAUUUAAUCGGAUCUUUCCUCUUGAAACUGCAACUAUCUCUGAUUUCUCCACUGUAUUUGCUGCUUCCAUGGCCUCAGAUCAGAGCACGAACCCACCAAUCAUGGAGUCAAAGCCGAGACACCCUCUUCACCAAAUCGCCGACACGCCAACACACAAGCUCCUCCUCAAACAGUGGCUGAAAGAAGAAGAGCUCAUCCUCAACCGCGUCUCGCACAAAGAGUCUCAGAUCGAUUCCGUGCGACGAGAGAUAACUCAGCUCUACAUUUUCUUCUUCCUCUUCCACUCUAUCUCUCUGCUUCUCCUCUUCCACGCUUCCUCUGCUUCUGCUUCUUCUUCUUCCUCGUGUAAGAGAUCAUGGAUCCCUUCUCUCUGCGCUCUUUUGUCUUCCCUCGGGAUCAUCUGGGCCGUACGGUACAAGUCUGAAGUGGAGUCGCAUCUCGAGAAGUUGUUGGAGAGGGAGAAAGAAGAUGCGAAGCUGUUGCGCAAGUGCGUUGAGGAGUUGAAGAAGAAAGGGGUCGAGUUUGAUUUGCUCAAGGAAGUGGAUGCUCUGCGUAGGGCGAAGAGCUUGAGGGUUGAGUCUAAGGUCGUGAGGAAAUGGUCUGCGAGGGACUUUGUGACGCUCUUCUUCUUCUCUGUUUCGUGUUUGGUUCUUGCAAUGAUUAGGCUCAUUCUCUGUGACUAGAUUGUGUUAUGAAUCUUUGUUCUCUUGCUUUUUUUUUCACUUUUUUGUUAUACUUUUACUUUUUGAUUCAGCAGAAUUCUCUUGUUUCUGCAAAUUUUUUGUACUUUUUAGAUAAUAAUAAUAUUUUUUUCUUUAUAUAACUCAAAUCAAAAUUAUAUUAUCCAGAAAAACACUAAUUUUUGUUAUGCUUAAUUAAUAUAAGAAGAAAAAUAUGUUUGAUCCUCUUAGUUGUAGAUUCAGUAUUAGAGAAUCUGAUGAUGGUUUCUUUUUUUCAAGCAAAAACAUAGAACCAGAAACAUUUCAAGAUAUCCAACAAAAUUUGGUAAUUUUUUUUCAUUUAAGAGAUUCAAUACUAUAAAAUCUGAUAUGGUUAAUCCAAUUUGUUAUUAAAUUAAAAUAAAAGCUUGGCAUGAGGGAAAAAAAACUACUACAUUACAGAAACCUGUCUUGGGUCUAUUCAUCAUCUUGUGACUUAGUUUUUUUUUAUAAGCCCUAACAAAAUGGACUAGCCCCAUCUUCUUCUUCUUUUUAUUUGAUUUCUCCCCAUCUUCUCCCUCAUCCUUCUCCUCUGUCUUUCUCUUCUCUUUCUUCUUUUUCUUCUCUGAGGCUUCCACUGCUUUUACUUCUCCCUCGUCUAAUAAAGAGAAAACACCCCAUCAAACAAACAGCUUAACAUCAACCCUUAAGAGAGAGAGAGAGAAGGGGUAUCAAAGUGAAAUGAUACUUUUCUUCUCAUGACUUUCCAACACUUCUUUCAUUACAUCCACAUUCUUACGUGGGGCAACACCUUUGUCAUUAAACUCUAGUCGUUCCUCCACAUCAUCCCAUAGAUGCUUUGCCAGCUUCAACGACCUCUUUUGCCUUAUCUUCAUCCCCGAGGAUAUCAGUAAGCAUAGGGAUGUGCUCUUCGGACAACUUUGACUUGUCCUUAAUAACUUUUGAAACUCGGGCGCAAAGGUAGUUGUCGUUGACUAUUUUAACUAGCUCAGGGAAGUGCCACGAGUACAAUUCUCUGCCAAAAAACACAACAUAAGAGCAGCAUUAUCGGGAGCUUUUAAAAGCGUCUCUUAUAUUUAUUAGGAUUUAAAAAAAAUGAAAAAUCUCAAUAAACCUAAAGACGUAUCUUAUUCAGGGACAAGAAGAGACCGUCUCUUGUGAUUCUUCUUCCUCCCUCUUCACCUUCUCCAGAACUUCAUCUCACUUCUCCUCUAGAUUCAAACCUUCUCGAAACCGCAGCAGAGGCCGAGCAAAAGGUCUGUUCCUACUGAUUUCAUUGUGAUCGUGUUAAAAUAAUCUGCCGCCGCCGUCCUUGGUCUCCAAAGCUAGAACCGCCUUCAAUUCCGCUGCUGCUAAAGCGGAGCGCGUCUUCACUGAUCUCAAAUCCGAUCCAGAAUCGUCGAAGAGGAGGAGGAGCAGCAGCAAUCAACUAGGAAAGCAAAGCAAGAAUUUCAGGCUGGGAAGCCUCUUGGUUACAAAGAAUGUCAGUUUCACAGUCAUCAAGGACUUCAUGAUUCAAAGUGGUGAUUUUCUUAAGCAUUUGAACAACUCAUGGCUCCCUCUCACAAUAUUCCACUUCGUAGUCUCACCUCCACUGAUGAAUCCAAACUUGACUUCAAUGCUCUGUCUUUGAGCAUUUCCUUCCAUGGGUGGAGAGAGGCGAACUCAGCUUUCAAGUCUUGGGCUAUAAAAAUGUCAUCUUUACACAGACCCACAUGGAGAAAAGCUGAGAUCUUCGAAGCAGUCAUGGCAUCUACCAAAGGACUCAACAAAGACACAAAGAAACCAAGAGCUACUGGUUAGUUCAAUAUCAUUGAUCAAUUUGAAGUUUUUUUAUUGUGCAUUAUGGUAAAGUUUGUUGUAAUGAAAGUGUUUUAUAAUUUUUUUUUAAGAUCCCAUAAUUAAGAAACUUGCAAUAAACCA